AUGAUCCAUCAUCUGAUCACCUACAUCUAUACCGAUCAGGUCGACUUCUCGGACGAAGAUGACAAGGCCAUUUCCAUUAUGAAGGCAUGGGUCUUGGCGGAGAAGUUCUGCAUGCCGGACUGGCAAAACCGACCUAUCGAUCAUCUGAUGGAGCACUGGCAAGACGACCAGGUGAGGCCGGCCAAGGUUGCUUGGGUCCUAGACAACGUCAGUAAAUCUAGCCCGCUCUAUAAGUUGGUGAUCGAUCAAUUCACCCACGAUCUCGCCUAUGAAUAUGAUUACUUUUUGGGUCAGGAGAAUCGGGAGGGAGCAGAGGAAUACGACAAAGAGUUCGGUGCGCUGUGUUCUAAAACCGGGUUCUCGGUUAAUACGUCUGGUCUGGGACGCCCUUUGUCUUCUUGA
Molecule: messenger RNA, 402 nt
Organism: Cladophialophora psammophila CBS 110553
Lineage: Eukaryota; Fungi; Ascomycota; Eurotiomycetes; Chaetothyriales; Herpotrichiellaceae
Exons: 1
Coding region: 1-402 (133 amino acids)
Source: RefSeq, a predicted model, not a curated record